CGUGGAUGAGUGUAUGUACCUGGGGUCAACAGUGCAAAGUAAUGGAGAAUGUGUUAGAGAAGUGAAGAAAAGAGUGCAGGCAAAAACUCUGAGAGCUGAUUUAUUCGGAUUAUUUUAUGGCUCUAUUUUUUAUGGCAGUAGUAAAACAGAAUAAGGCGCUGAACAGCUGCGCUUUUGAUCGCAGGGUGUGUUCCAGGCGGAGGGAUCUGAAACAGACCUGGCAACCCUGGCGCUUUUCUCUGAGUUAAAAAAAAAGCGCUCGGCUCUUCUAUUAGUUUAGUAGGGACGCUAUUGCUAAUGCUAACGCGAGCUCUGCUUUAAGCUAGUAGGCUACCUGAGUGACAGGCGCGUCUUUCUGUGAUUAGAUAUAACUUUAGUCAGUGAGUAAGGGGCGGGCAGUGUUAUAGCUUUUAUUGUAAUAGCAACGUCUGGUGUUGCAGUCGACGUUGGAAGUGCGGUGCAGGAGGCUGAAAGCGGCUAACUGGUUAGCCGAGCGGUGGUGAAAUAGACCUGGGGAGUUCGCUCGGUUAGCUGGGAGUGUGUGUGAGAGAGAAGGGGGGGUGGUUUAAAGCCGCCGUGGUGCUGUAAUGGGUGAUUUGGAGAUGUUCGGUGCUAGUGCUGUGCUGCUCAUGUGUGAUGGCUGGAUGGGAGACAUGCAGCUCCAUAACCGGGGAGAGCGCUGAAGCCAGACUCCGAGGAACAAUUAUGGCUUUAUUUGGUGGCAGACGAUGACUUGAAUCCACUCUGAUGAUCCGGAUCUUCAUCAUCCUAAACAUAUGAACAGAAGAUGAAGGUGCACAUCGAUGGGGGUGAUAAAAAUGAGAGCGCAAUGAAACAUCUGGUUUUUGAGGACCGUCUGAGUAAGAGCACACUGUUUGACCAGCCUGGGUCGAAAUAUCACGGCAAUGAAUGUUUACAAAUUACAGAAAAACUGUGCAACUCUCCUGGGUUGGAAUCGCAGAGUGGAAUUUCACACUGUGAUUUGGACAUGCUGGACAUCUCAGAGGAGAGUUGCUCUAUACCUGAAAAUGGUGACGAUGCUCAUAAGGCUAGUUUCACACCAGAAAUACAGCAGGCCUCUAGAAUAUUCCAAAGUCUUCUUCUGGACAAACACAAAGCUGUGACUGCCCCUUUUUGGUUCCCUGUUGGCGAUCAAGCUGGAAAUGAAAUGUGCUUGAAAAAGAUCGACGACAAGUUUGUCAAGCGGGACUAUGAAAGCAUCACGGAAUUUGUGGCCGAUUUUCGCCAGAUGUUGGAGAACUGCUAUAGGUAUCAUGGUUUUGAUCACUGGCUCUCCAAACAGGCACAAAAACUGGAGCUCAUCCUGGAGCAGAAGUUAACUCUGCUCUCAAGGACACUGAGAGAAAAAACAUCCUUGGCCGUGACUUCCAGGGGUCGUUUUGGCACUGAAGAUGAAAAAGCACCGGUCGGCAUUUCCACUAGACGCCGAUCUGCACCACGAAACUUGGCAGCCAUUUCUGUGUGCGGCUCCGAGUCCAUCAUGGUGCAAGCACUUCGAUUGGAGGAACAACAGAGGGCCAAGGAGGAGAAAAGGCAGCGAGACCUUGAGAAGAAGGAGGCUGGAGAGGCUUCAGCCAAAGAAGUGGAGGAAUGGGAGCGCUCACUGCUCUCACUAGCAGAGCCAUGGCCCAUAGGGAGCAUGUGGGAACUUCCUGCUAUCGGACACUUUUUGUGUCUGGCCCAAACAGCCCUCAACCUCCCAGAGAUCGUGUUCUAUGAAUUGGAACGCUGCCUGCUAAUGCCUCGCUGUAGCUCUUUCUUGGCCAAGGUAAUGACCUCCCUGCUUUGCUCUCCGCAUCGAAGAAUGACACUCCACAGGCGUCCAGCGUUGCCUUAUCGUCGCUGGGAGGCGGAGUUGAGGCAGAAAGUCUUGGGAUGGUACCAAGCUAUAGGUCGAGCCAAGGACCAAGAGGCUUGCGCUGAACAUCUAGGACUUUGCCAUCGUUUUUUUUGGACCCUCGGAGAAACAAGUCCUUUGGAAGAGAAACCGUUCCAUUUGUUGCCCUUCAACCAGCGCGUUUGGUUGCUUAAGGGCCUUUGUGACAAUAUCUACGAGACUCAGAAGGACGUGCAGGAUGCCGUGCUCGGACAACCUAUUCACGAGUGCCGAGAGUCCAUCUUGGGCUAUGACAGUCAAGAGAACACGUACAUACACUUCCCACAUUUCUGCGGGGCAGAUUUGCGUAUAUAUCGCCAGAGUCCGUGUCUGCCACUGGAAUUCCCCUUGGCAGCCUUUUCUGUAAAGAAACUAGAGCCUGAAGGGGUGGACAGGACAGGGGAGAACUUAAGCACCUGUUCAGAGGUCAAAGAGGGUAACUGGGAAUUCUGUCUGAGAGUCCAAGACGAUGGCUCGGAUGAAAGCGAGGUAGAUUGGAAAGAUCCUGACACAUUUCCAUUCCCUUGUAAGGAGGAGUUGUCAAGUCCUGAAAGCAUCAAGGACAAACACACGGAGGUAAAGCAAAGCCGUGAAUGGAAGAAGAAGACGAGGAAGACCGACUGUGAACCUUGCCUUAGAGUUGGCAAGAAUUGUUACACGGGCAAAUUCCCUGCCCAUUUUCAAAGUGCAAAUGCUUCAGAAGAUUUGCUGCCAUCAGACGUGGGUGCCGCAAUAAAUAACGGAUCAUCUUGCCAAAUCGGACAUCUUUACUCUAAAUGUUCCAUGGAUUCUCUCACAAUCCCAGAGCCUCUCUCAUGCUUUUGUUCCACAGCUGAAGCAGAUAAGAUCGUGGGUUUUGGACAAAGCGGCUCCUCAAGUGCUGAAAAGGGGAAAAUACCGUCCAAAAAAAAGAGAAGGAAGAAAAUGAAUGAAAAAUCGCACAGAGUCAAGGCCGGGAAAAGCAAGCUUGGUCUGAAAAGGCUCAGACAGACCAGAGUGGCUAAAAGCACCACGUGUAAAGUUGCUGCUGAUCUGAAGAGAAAGGAUAAAAGAAAGAAACACAAGUUAGGAAGAAAGUUAGUUCUUAAGAAAACCCAAGACACAAAUCAGGAUCAUCCUUCGCAACUCCCAGUGGAGCCAACGUUUAAGUUGGUCUGCACUAGUUUGGAUGAACUGAGGGACCUUAUCAGUAAAACUGAGGAUGAGCUAGACGAGUUGGAGAGCACCAAAAAGAGAUGUGAAAGGUGGUACAUAAAGAGAGAAGCAGUGAAGGAGCUUCACAUUACUCUCAUAAGACUGCUGAAUGAGCUGUUGCCAUGGGAACCCAAAUUACUCAAGGCCUUUCACAGAAACAGGGCCCGACUGAGAAAGGAAAAUGAUGACUUUACAAAGCAUCCUGAAUAUGAAAAGUUUGUUCGAGAGGACUGGGUAGCAUUCGAAUCAGAGGGAGAUGCAUCUAAAGAAAGCUGUUUGUCCACAGAGAUUAGCAGAGAGUUGAAGGACGAAGACAAAACCGAGAGGAUUUUCAAGGGAACAGCAGACUGUGAACAUUACAUUGGAAAUGACUCAUUAGGACACCUAAUUAGCAGACCAGAAGACUCAGCUUUGAGUGAAUCUGGACCGUUUACUCGAAGCGCAAAGCGUCGUCAGAGUGGUGGCCCAGAUGAAGACUUCAGUCUUGGCAAAAAAGGAAAGAUGUUCGAUGAUAAUUCUGUGACCCCUGAACAACAAUUACAGGUUACAUCAAGGGACCAAAUUACAGCUGGAGCAAACGCUUUAAGUACUAAAACCACAUCAGCAGUGACUCCGCCUCCGGGUGGUUUGAGGCGCUGCAAUCCAAUUCAGGCACUGUUUGCCAAGAGCGUUGGAAAUAAAGUUACCCUAAUAAGUCACCCACAGGUCGCUGUGGCGGAUCAAUGUCGGGUGGUUUCGACAGCUUUAACCACACCUCAACCACAACCAAGACCUGUCUCCAUCCAGACACAUGCUUCCAUGCCAUCAUCUGUACAGAGGCCCAUGCAGGUUGUAUACAAGGCUCCAGAAGGCCUGAGUGUGGUUAGGAAUAAUGGCACACCGGUUAAGUUUUCGGUGCAGCCAGCAAAUCCUCAGAAAACAGUGGAGAAAGCAAUGCAGCAGGUUAUUAUUCUUCCCACAAAUUUACUCCUUCAAAACACUGAGGAAAAACAAGUUCAACAACCACCUAGUAUUACUGCUGCUCCCCCAAACAAGCCUGCUACACUUUUGUCCAACACUUCAGGGUUCCCUGCAGGAGAAAAUAAGAUCCCAGUCCAGCAAGUGUCUCCCUUAAAAAAUAUUAGAACGGUAAUGACCUCAUCCGCUGCUUCACCUGGUUUGCAAAAAUCGGUAUCUUGUGGCGUUUCGCCUGCCCAUAAAAAAAUUGCUCAACCAACCCUGAAGGGGUCCACUACGUCGACUUCAGCCACUACUGUUCUCAACAAAUGUGAUCUCAAUCAAGAGUUAAAGACGGUUUGCAUCAGAGACUCUCAGUCCAUCCAUGUCACAACCAGAGGAGGAAACACAGGAGUAGUAAAGGUACAGAAUUCAGACAGUAGUGGUACGUGUGUUUUACCGUCCAGCCCAGUUUUCACUCUCGCUCCUAAGUUUCAAGCUUUCCUGGUGUCCAAGGCGUCUACUUUAGCACCAUCAACGGGUCAAAUUACAACUACAAAGUUAUUGCCUUUUGACUCUUCUCUAAAGGAUAAAGGAGCUUCCAUUAACUCAGUUUUAAAAAGUGCCAAUCCAGUAAAACCUUCUCCUCUAAUAGAAACAUUAAAUAAUACAGUACCCUUUAACAAAGACUUGCUUUUCUCAACCGGGUCUGUUUCUGAUAAUACAACGAAAAAUGCCCAGAUAUUAAUUGGCAUCAAUUCGCUAAUUUCAUCCAACGCAAAAACCAAUGCUAAUUUCCCUUCAUCUGGGAUGCCUGUCCAGACUGCUGCUUCUGAAAAUAUAAUUCGACUUGCUCAAAAGAGACCCCAAGAUACCAGCACAGAUCUGUCUAGCUUCAAGAAAGUUCUUCUAGUCGCGUCCACUGCAACGGUCCCAGCGGCAGUGUCAAGUAUCGUCACUACUUCUGCUUCUGCUUUUCAAGGAUCGAAGGUCAAGUUUUUGACUCAAGCUGGCUCUGCCUGUUCUACGAUUACUGUUUCUGAAGGGUUGGUAUCAUCAGAGUCCAGCGUUACUCCCACAACAACUUCAUCAGUCAUGAAAGUCAGACCGAACCUUGGACAAGCCAUUGGUUACACAACUGGUAUUCCGACUGAACUUCAAGCCAACAACCUUUCUGGAUUAACAGCUAGAAUACUACACAGACCAACUAUCACAAGCAAAACGACAGCAGAAACUGCUACAAGAGUUGCACCUCUGGUGGUAUCCAAUGUACUUGCAACAUCAAAUGGACAUUAUUUUGUCCAGAACAGCAACUCUGCGGCAAAUAUCGGAUCACCAGUGAAUGUCAAUGGUCCCCUCAAAGCUACUGCAAGUAAUGAUGGCAAAAGUGUUACUUUUUCCACUGGCCACAUGGCCUCCACAGCAGUGCAACAAAAGAGCACGUCUUACUCUUUGCCAACCUCCAUGUCCAUAUCAGACAUUCUAAAUAAUAGAUCCAAGCUAGUUAGUGGUUCAGCUCCAAAUAUCGGCUGUUCUGUAUUAGGAAGCCCAAUAAACAAGGGUAUUUUAGCAAGAGGAGGAAUGCAGGACAAACCAUUAGAUGGUACAUCCCCUAUUUUGCCUUCAACAUCUAUUAAACCUCCUAUCACCAGCUCUAUAACAAGGGUCGCUCAGCCUUUAGCUUUGAGCACCACACCUUUAAAACCUGUUUUAGACAACCCUUCUACUGGCACUCCACUGAUUGCUUCUACAUUGAGAUCUCCAAUAAACACCAUAUCUGGAGCCACGACAGUUCAGGAUAAAGUUCUGAUCAAUACUACUGCUCCACUCGCUCCUGGAACUCAACUGUUAAUUAACAACACGAGGUUCGUGGUACCCCCUCAAGGACUUGCACCCGGUGGUCACAUCCUUCUUAUCUCUAGUCCUACUGUGCAGCCUACUGGCCAAGUGGGGCCAAAUCAUGUAUAUCCUGCCCCAAAGGUGGCAGGUACUCUGAUUCCUCCUGCCUCGUCGGUUGUUCAAGGUCUGAGAAUGGUAGCACCUUUUAUAAGGGCACAGGAAACAUCUAUCAGGCAACCAGCAGCCAUCUCAGCAAAGAGUGAACAAUCUGUUAAUCUUUUAACUGCAAUCAGGUCACCAUCAGUCUCCAUGAAUUCCUCUCCUCUUACGUCUCAGUUAGGAACUUCUCACUCAUCUGUGCAGCAAAGCUUGGGCCAUAUUUUAAGACUUCCUUCUUUUUUGCUCCCUGAAGUGAAAGAACACUCCGCUGCUUCUUCAUGUAGUGUCACCACCUGCCCGAAGGAAAACGCCACAGCUUCUGCUCAGUCACAGAGCUGUUUACCGAGCAUGACCACUCCAGACCUUUUACAGAAAGAAAAACCAAGUGUAGCAGCGGCAAAAACUGUGAUUUCCUGGCCAUCCCCGGUGGUCACAGUGUCACCCAUGUGUAGUACAGUAUCAAGGAUGCAGACACUUCCUGUGGCAACUGUACCACCAAUUAGCAGUUCAGUCAACAGUUCUCAAACCACUUGUGUUGCAACGAUAUCUCCAUCUAUUAACACUCUUCUAAUGUCAACUUGUCAACCAGUUAGGCCUGUGCAACCUGGACAUAUCAGAAUGACAGUCCCUGAGCAUCCAGUACAAGUUAAAAGCAAGGCCUCAACACAAGUCUCAGACGAGCAAAAUAUCAGUGAACUGUUAUUAAGUCCAGAUGGUGCCAUUUUGAACGCACUGAGAUGCUCAUCCCCACAAAAUCUAUCGGAGACGACAGACAAAACGACAGUGGCCGUGACCACCACUAACACACUCGCUUUGCACACACUAGAUUCACACAGAAUGGUAACAUCAGAUAAUCCAGAGUGACCUAGUUACUAAAAAUAUGAAUUAAAUCAUUCAUUUAAUUGAAUGAUCAUACACCACCCCUCCCCCAUCCUUUUUUUGUUUUUAUUUUUAGAUCAAACUGUUUAUAGAAGCACUAUUUUGUAUAUUGGACUUUGUAUAUCGACACCUAUGGUGGGGAAACACUGUCGAGUUUUUAAUUGAAUUAGAACGGCCAGUAUUAUAUAUAGUAAAAUAUUUUUGUUGUGCUUUUCUUUACUUUUUCUUUUUUUUCUUCUUCCUCAAGCUUCAAGUUUUACUUCAGAAGAGAAUUUUAGAAGGAAUUUUGUAGCACUUAAAAAAUAACGUUCAUUAAGCAAUUCCUGUUCAAUCUUUCAAAUGCUGUUAGCGUACGUCUACCAGAUCUGUUUUGCGCACUUACACUUCGUGUCAAUGGUUUUCGAUAAUAGAUUCGAGUUUAAUAUGACUUGAUGUUUCCUUUUGCACAUCGGAAGACGCAAUGCAGAGUUAAAUGCUACUGUAUGAUUUAAAGUUAGAAUUUGCAUUUAUUUAACACAAUGUCUGCCAUGGACCUUUCAAAAAAAUAAACAUUUUGGAUCACUUGCA
Messenger RNA from Silurus meridionalis, 7471 nucleotides. RefSeq lists its product as uncharacterized. Gene Ontology annotation, molecular function: protein binding. NCBI's taxonomy places the organism in Eukaryota, Metazoa, Chordata, Actinopteri, Siluriformes, Siluridae. The record is from RefSeq and is a predicted model, not a curated record.